Messenger RNA from Seminavis robusta, 1156 nucleotides. The record is from the annotation of a GenBank genome assembly. NCBI's taxonomy places the organism in Eukaryota, Bacillariophyta, Bacillariophyceae, Naviculales, Naviculaceae.
GUCAUUGGUGCAUUUUAUUUUCUCCAACAGCGUCCUCGACUCUUCGUGCUGAGAGUUGUCCAAUACGUCCUGUUGUUGUUUGCCAUCUUCAAGCCAUCUUCCUCAUCGUCGAUAUUGUUUUUCUGCAAUCCGCAACGCUACCACCAUGUCCAUCGACCCUGCGAACACCGUGGACAACGCGUUUUCAACUUUUCUGACGAAUUACUUCGUUGGUGGGAUCAGUGGUUGCGCUCUGUUGAUGCAGUGCUUUUUCAAACAAGAUCCUUAUUUGAUGGCGUACUUCCUUCUGCAAAGCGUCGGCUACUCGUAUGCAGGAAUCUACCACCAGUUCUUCACCAAUCCAUCGGACCCCGCAGGCAAGACCAUAUUUCUUUUCAGCGUUGGCUUUACAGUUUUGGCAUUGCCCUGUUUAGAAUUCACCCUGACAGAGAACACCCGUCUCCGAAUGUGCCUUGCUGUGCCCAAUGUUGCCGUUGCAUUUUGCGUGGUUGCUUUCGAGAAAACAGUGUUUGCGGCGCUUUGGUGUCUGGGAAGCUUUGCUGUCAUUUCUGUUGUGUACAUGGUUCGCCGUGAGAUCCUUCGAGCACUCGGGAAUGCCACCAUUACAAUUGGUUUUGUGGUUCUGGGUGUCUUUUCUGGGGUAUUUUGUCAAUGCUACCGAAAUGUGGUCUUCCCUGACCGGCUUGUUUUCAACGAAAACGGACUCUUUCACAUCUUUGUGGCGGUGGGAUUGUUUCUACAUAUGAUGGCUGAAGCCAUCGAUGCGUCGAAUGGCACAACAACGUGUGCAUUUGGAGGGUGCAAGCAAGCCCCGGCGAACGAAGACGGAGAAGACGCUGUCGAUGAAUCUCCGGAGCAGUAUCCACCAACGGCGUCGCCGUACUGAAGUGUGUGUUGCGGAAGAUAUGCACCAUCGAAUCGAAUCCUACUCUUCAGUACGCUUCGAUGGUUCUCUGUUCCAAGUCGGGAUCCACAUGGACGUUGCGGCAUGUCGCACAGUGCAGAAUGGGAUACCCCAAAAGUUCGAAGCCUCUAUGAAGGCAGCUACUCGGAGUUGUACCGGAGUUCCGAGUUCUUAGCAAAUCUACAACAAUCUAGCAUGUCACUGCCACCUAUACUGUGGUGUGAAAGCAUAACUUAGACUACUUCUACUACG